Molecule: messenger RNA, 1950 nt
Organism: Cannabis sativa
Lineage: Eukaryota; Viridiplantae; Streptophyta; Magnoliopsida; Rosales; Cannabaceae
Product: probable polyamine transporter At3g13620
Exons: 1
Coding region: 214-1656 (480 amino acids)
Biological process (GO): transmembrane transport
Cellular component (GO): membrane
Molecular function (GO): transmembrane transporter activity
Source: RefSeq, a predicted model, not a curated record
UAUAUUAUGUUGAAUUAAAUAAGGUCAAAAUAAUAUAUUAUUGUUAACUUAAUUAUUAAAAAAAGAUAAAAUUAAAAAAAUCAAAUUAAAUAUUCCUAAACCUAAUCCUACUCAAACUCUAUCAUCUACUUAAUUCUAUAAAUACAUACUUUUCGAAGCUAAAAUUCUUAUUAGUCAUUAUUAAUUAUUAAUUGUUCUCUCAAAAACCAAACAAUGGAGAUUGUUACACCAACAAACGAAUCCAACAAUGCAAACAUCAAAACAACAUCAUCAAUAUCAAUGUCAUCAUCAAUUAAUGAUCUUUUACCAACAACAACUAUAACCGAACCACCCCAAAAGAAACUCACUCUACUCCCUCUCAUAUUCCUCAUCUAUUUCGAAGUGGCCGGAGGGCCUUUCGGAGAAGAGCCCGCUGUGCAGGCAGCGGGCCCACUAUUUGCCCUAAUAGGCUUUUUAGUGUUUCCUUUCAUAUGGAGCAUCCCUGAAGCCCUAGUAACGGCUGAACUCUCCACUACCUAUCCAGGUAAUGGAGGGUUUGUUAUAUGGGCUCAACAAGCCUUUGGACCCUUCUGGGGUUCUAUGAUGGGAACUUGGAAGUUUUUAAGUGUUGUCAUUAAUAUCGCCGCCUUUCCAAUUUUAUGUGUGGAUUAUUUAGAAAGGCUUUUUCCUAUUUUGGAUUCGGGUUGGCCUCGCUAUGUAGUGAUUUUCGGCAUGAUUAUAAUUCUAGCCCUAAUUAACUAUAUUGGUAUCACAAUAGUUGGCUAUGUAGCUGUGAUCUUAGCCUUAGUAUCAAUAGCACCAUUUGUGCUAAUGAUAUGUUUUGCCAUUCCCAAAAUCAAGCCCGUAAGGUGGAUUAGUUUAGGGCAAAAGGGUGUGAAGAAAGAUUGGGGUUUAUACAUCAAUACAUUAUUUUGGAACCUUAAUUUUUUUGACAGUGUUUCAACUUUAGCCGGCGAAGUUGAAAACCCUCACAAGACUUUUCCGAAAGCACUAUUCAUAGCGGUGUUAUUCACAUGUUUAUCAUACUUAAUUCCUCUUUUCGCGGUAACAGGCUCAGUUUCGGUCGAUCAAAGUUUAUGGACAACUGGUUUUCAUGCUGAGGCUGCAUACAUCAUAGCCGGGAAUUGGCUCAAAAUAUGGAUAGAAAUUGGAGCAGUGUUGUCAGCAAUUGGGCUCUUCCAAGCCCAAUUAAGUAGUAGCUCAUACCAAAUACUUGGUAUGGCGGAAAUUGGAGUUUUACCCAAGAUUUUCGAGUACCGUUCGAAGAAAUUCAACACUCCUCUAUUUGGAAUAUUGGUCUCAGUUGGGAUAGUUUUGGGAAUGGCAUAUAUGGACUUUGAGGUAAUAAUUGCUGCAGCAAAUUUCUUGUAUAGUUUGGGAAUGUUGCUUGAAUUUGCUUCUUUUAUUUGGCUAAGGAGAAAGUUUCCUCAAUUAGGUAGACCAUUUAAGGUUCCAAUGGGGUUGUUUGGAUUGAUUGUGAUGUGUUUGGUUCCUUCAGCAUUUUUGAUAUUGGUUAUGGCCAUAGCUACAAAAAUUGUUUAUUUAAUUAGUGGUGUUAUGACAAUUGGUGGAAUUGGUUGGUAUUUUCUCAUCAAGUUUUGUAGAACAAAGAAGCUUUUAAGAUUCAACACUAAUCAUUUUGAAGAUGAAGAAUGAAGAGAAUAAGAAAGAUACUAGAAAACACAAAUAUGUAUUUUAUCAGUUUUAUAUAUUUUUUUAAUUAUUAUUUUAGAUUUGUUUUUAGUACAGCUUUGACAUUACAUUGAUGAUACAAUCUUAAGUGUUUGUAGUUAUUAUUAUUUUUAUGAAAUGGUAUUUUUUUGUAGCCAGAAUUAAUAUUUUUAUGAAAUGGUAAUAAUUACAGGUAAAGUAGUAAAUCAAAUAUUAUGAAAUUUUGCAGAACUAUAUAUAAAAAGCUUCUUCUUUCAACACUAAUCAAUUUCAAGUAGA